Iphiclides podalirius (scarce swallowtail) is the source of this 378-nucleotide messenger RNA. NCBI's taxonomy places the organism in Eukaryota, Metazoa, Arthropoda, Insecta, Lepidoptera, Papilionidae. The record is from the annotation of a GenBank genome assembly.
AUGAUAUUUCCUGCACAUUUCUUGCUAUUGUCAGUUGUUGUUAUUGUAAGCGCCCGAACUGAUAAAUAUACGAGCCGGUAUGACAAUUUGAACGUUGGAGAAGUUGUAUCUAACCGAAGAUUAUUAGUUCCGUACGUUAAAUGUUUACUGGAACAAGGCAGAUGUUCACCGGAUGGUAGAGAAUUAAAGUCGCACAUUAGGGAGGCACUGGAGAAUUAUUGCGGCAAGUGCACCGACGCGCAACGACGUGGCACCCGCAUUGUGAUAGCCCACCUCAUCAACAAUGAAACCGGAUUCUGGAAGCAACUCACUGACAAGUACGACUGCGACCACAAGUACGUCAAGAGAUAUGAAUCAGAGUUGAAAGCUGUUAAGAUU